CUCUAAGAGUAACAGGACUCGUCUCAGACUCCUUCCGCCUUCUCUAGGUCCACGCUCCGUCCCCGCCUCCCCCUUCGCCACGCCUCCCCGGCAGCGCAAAGCUUUAUACGCCUCUGUGUGGGCUUUUGUAGGUGUUUGUGGCUGUGAGCAGGACAUAUGGACGGGCAACUGAGAUUCGACGGGCGGGUGGUGCUGGUCACCGGUGCGGGGGGAGGAUUGGGACGAGCAUAUGCCCUGGCUUUUGCAGAAAGAGGCGCAUCAGUAGUUGUGAAUGAUUUAGGAGGAGACUUCAGGGGAAUGGGAAAAAGCUCCUCAGCUGCUGAUAAUGUUGUUGAAGAAAUAAGGAAGAAAGGGGGAAAAGCUGUGGCUAACUAUGAUUCUGUGGAAGCUGGAGAGAAGGUUGUGAAGACAGCACUUGAAGCUUUUGGAAAAAUAGAUAUUGUUAUAAACAAUGCUGGGAUCCUGCGGGAUCGUUCCUUUGUUAGGAUAAGUGAUGAAGACUGGGAUCUAGUCCAUAAAGUUCAUUUGCGGGGAUCAUUCCAAGUGACCCGAGCAGCAUGGGAUCACAUGAAGAAACAAAAGUUUGGAAGGAUCAUUAUGACUGCAUCAGCUUCUGGAAUUUAUGGCAAUUUUGGUCAAGCAAAUUAUAGUGCAGCUAAACUUGGUCUUUUGGGUCUUUCAAAAACACUUGCAAUUGAAGGCCGGAAAUUCAACAUCCACUGUAAUACUAUUGCACCUACUGCUGGAUCCCGGAUGACUGAAACUGUUAUGCCACCGGAGCUGGUGGAUGCUUUGAAGCCUGAUUAUGUGGCUCCCCUUGUCCUCUGGCUAUGUCAUGAGAGCUGUGAAGAGAAUGGAAGCUUAUUUGAGGUUGGAGCAGGCUGGAUUGGGAAAUUACGUUGGGAGCGAACUCUUGGUGCCAUUGUCAGGCAGAAAAAUCAGCCAAUGACACCGGAGGCUGUGAAGGCUAAUUGGGAGAAGAUCUGUGACUUUGACAAUGCUAGCAGGCCUCAGACUGUCCAAGAGUCAACUGCAGGUAUGAUUGAAGUCCUGAAUAAAAUAGACUCUCAGGAAGACAUUUCCAUGAGUCAUACAAGUCAUGCUGUAUCAGAGACCACUUCAAGAUUUAAUAGAGUAAUUGGCUAUAAGCUGCCGCAGCAGACCUUUUCUUAUACCGAACUUGAAGCUAUUAUGUAUGCCCUUGGAGUGGGUGCAUCAAUUAAGAAUCCAGAAAACUUAAAAUUUCUUUAUGAGGGAAGCUCAGAUUUCUCCUGCUUACCUACCUUUGGCGUCAUCGCAGCUCAGAAAUCUAUGAUGGGAGGAGGACUCUCAGACGUUCCAGGACUUAAUGUAAACUUUGCAAAGUUGCUUCAUGGUGAGCAGUACUUGGAGUUGUAUAAACCACUUCCUAGAACAGGACAGUUAACCAGUGAAUCUGUUAUUGUUGAUAUUUUGGAUAAAGGAUCAGGAUUAGUGAUACUUCUGGAUGUUUAUUCCUACAGUGGGAAAGAGCUUAUAUGCUUUAAUCAGUUCUCUGUCUUCAUUGUUGGCUCUGGAGGGUUUGGUGGAAAGAAGACAUCAAAUAAAGCCAAGGAAACUGUGCCACCACCAAAGAGACCACCUGAUGCUGUGCUCGCAGAUACCACCUCACUCAAUCAGGCUGUCUUAUAUCGGCUCAGUGGAGAUUCGAAUCCUUUACACAUUGAUCCUAGCUUUGCUAGUCUUGGAGGCUUUGACAAACCCAUACUACAUGGCCUUUGUUCGUUUGGAUUUUCAGCGAGGCACGUUUUACAGCAAUUUGGAAACAACGAUGCGUCUAGAUUCAGAGCAAUUAAGGCCCGUUUUGCAAAACCAGUAUAUCCAGGACAAACUCUAUUAACAGAAAUGUGGAAGGAAGGAAAUAGAAUUCACUUUCAGACCAAGGUCCAAGAAACUGGAGACAUUGUCCUUUCAAAUGCAUAUGUGGAUCUUGUACCAACAUCUGAUGAUCUCUCAGCUAAGGUAUCUUCUAAGGAUGGAGCACUUCAGAGCACCCUUGUUUUUGAGGAAAUAGGUCGUCGCAUCAAAGAUGUUGGAAAGGAACUGGUGAAGAAGGUGAAUGCUGUAUUUGAAUGGAACAUCACUAAACAUGGAAAAACUGCAGCACAAUGGACUAUUGACCUAAAAAAUGGCUCUGGAGAAUUAUACCAAGGCCCUGCAAGGGGUUCUGCUGACACAGUCUUCACUCUUUCAGAUGAAGACUUCAUGGAGGUUGUUCUGGGCAAGCUUAACCCCCAAAAGGCCUUCUUUAGCGGCAAACUUCGGGUCAAAGGCAACAUCAUGCUGAGCCAGAAGCUAGAGAUGAUUCUUAAAGAUUAUGCCAAGCUUUGAAGGGUCCAUCAGUGAGAAAAACUGAGAUUUCUUUCCACCAAAGCCUUUGUGAUUAUAUGGCAGAAGUCUUCAAAACUAAGUUGGUGGGAAGACAUUUAACAGUUUCAUAACAGAUAGGACUUUACUCAAGUUUUAAUUUUCUACUGAUUUGUCAUUUGAUUGUUAACAGUUUCUGGAAAUGGAUUUGAAGGUGCAUUGCAUAAAUUGAAUGCUUCUCUUCUUAGGUCUGCAUUUCUUCAUAACAUUAACUUUUCACCUUAAUAGGGUCUCUCUAUGGCUUAAAAUAAUGUUUAUAUUGAAAGAAAAAUUAAAUCAUUUAAGAAAACCUUUUUGCACAUUGUUUCUGCAUUGUUAUUUUCUAUUCCCUGGUUACAGGGCAUUUCAUUUUCAUUUGAAACUCAGUCCUUAUAUACUUGCAUAAUCCAUAACAAAACUGGUCUCAAGGUAGAAUAAAUAAUGAGGUACUUUGGUGAGACCUGCUCUGUCCGUGAAUUUCCUCCAUAAUCACUGGAAAUUCUUUAUUUUGUCAAACUAACUGAAAUUACACUGUUUAUCUUAGAUAGAGCCUUUUUGUUGUUGUUUAAUCCUCUUUAAAGUGCAGAUUCUAUUGUUCUCUUAGGAAAUAUUUUUUUCUGCUUAGGCCUUGGGUCCUAAGGUGCUAAGUAAACUGUGUAUCAAUAAUAAAUUAAGACUCAUGCAUAUUCUUUAGUCAUGGAUACCCAUGAUAGGGAUAGGCUAAAUGCACUAAGGCCUUUUUGGUUGGGGGUAAAGGAGUUGGGAGGGAGAGUCUUACCUGAAUCAGUAUCAAGGAAGGAGGGUCAUUCUUUGGAUUUGGUGGACUACUUAUUUCCAGUGGGAAAUAGUGGCUUGAAUGUAUCCCUCCUAAAGCAGGGUCUUGGAAACCUACACCUCUUUGUACUUGCUGAAUAUUUUUUAAAAUAUACGUUUGCUUAGUGUUUGUUUAUAUUUAGUAAAAUGUGGGGUUUUUGUUUGUUUUUGCCACUUUGAUUCAAUCCCUCCAGAUCAAGAACUUGCAUUUGCAAUCACUUGAGGAGAAUGAAAUAUACUGUGGCUUACGAAGCGGAGGGAUAGUAGCAUUGAAGUAAAAAUGGAUGAGUUGCUUCUAUUACUGGGGUGGCCUGUCAUCAAUCCUUAACAUUUGGUGUCAUAGGAAUUGUGGCCCGUGUGUGUAUGAUGACUUCCACCUGUGGGAUGGGUUAGAAGCCUUGCCAGACCCGUGCUCUCAAGGCAGGGAGAAAGGUGAUAAAAAAAAACACCCACCUAUUCCUUGACUAUUGUAUUGAAAGCCUGCCACUGAAUUAACAAAAGUAAAAUUUAAUUAUGCUCAUCUAGUUUCCACUGAAGAAAGAAGGGGCAAUUAAUGAAUGUUGUGAAGGCCCAUUCCCUCUAUCACUUCUGAAUGGGCAAUAGGAUUGUUACCCUAAUUUAACCUGGAAAAAGGCUGUAGAAUGGAAUAAAGAUAAUUUUCUCCA
Trichosurus vulpecula (common brushtail) is the source of this 3863-nucleotide messenger RNA. RefSeq names its product hydroxysteroid 17-beta dehydrogenase 4 (gene HSD17B4). The transcript is spliced from 24 exons. Bases 157 to 2370 code for a protein of 737 amino acids. The record is from RefSeq and is a predicted model, not a curated record. Gene Ontology annotation, molecular function: oxidoreductase activity. Lineage: Eukaryota; Metazoa; Chordata; Mammalia; Diprotodontia; Phalangeridae.